Molecule: messenger RNA, 402 nt
Organism: Adineta steineri
Lineage: Eukaryota; Metazoa; Rotifera; Eurotatoria; Adinetida; Adinetidae
Source: the annotation of a GenBank genome assembly
AUGUUGUUUGUACAGUUAAAUGUACAAAUCUUAUAUUUUAUCCAUCACUUUUUGUGCAAUGGUAGUCAAAAAGGAUAUAUUACUUUAAAUGGUAAUAUAACAAAUUCAAUUGGAAUGGUUGUUGCUUUUAUUCCUGAAGGUUUACCAGCUGCAGUGACUCUUGUAUUAACUAUUGUUGCUAAAAGAAUGUAUAAACAAAAAGUACUUGUUAAAAGUUUAGCGACAGUUGAAACAUUUAAUAAUGUCUCUAUAAUUGCUACAGAUAAAACUGGUACAUUAACAAUGAAUCAAAUGACAAUAACAGCAAUUCUAUGGGGUAAUCAAGGUGAAUAUAUGGUUUCAAUAUAUAACAUUGAUGGUAACACAGUAGUGGAUGAUAGACGUAUUAUCAAUCGACAGUGA